GGGGCGCUAAAAAACCCUUGCCAGUACUAUUUGGCGGCGCACCCUCGGACAUAAAUUCCUGAUCCGUAUGACGAGAACACUUGCCCAAUGCGGCACGGUGUCGUGGACUCGGAAACCGAGGGGGAUUACCAAGGACGGGGUGUUGAGCAAACGUGGAAUUAAGUAACCGAACUGUGGUGCGAUAUAGCGUGUUCGGCCGCCAGCACCUCCGCCGGCGGUAGCAUUCACAAAGAGCGGAGAGAGAGAACAGAAAGUUUUUGAAGCAUUAGUCCAUAUGUUGUGUGGGCAUAUAGCUUCCCGGUCGAGGAAGACGGUUGACAUAAGGAACCCCACCUGAAGCCUUUGGUCUUAAAGACAGCGGGGUCAUUGACGUAUAUCGCGUACCGUUGGAAGCCGACUAUCACGAUGAUGAAAACACGGCUUUCGAGUAAAAACAAGCUACUCAGGACGCCCAAGAAACUCGGAGGAAGCAACACGGAGGCCAUGAGCAGUUUUCUGGACCACCGAACUCGCAGAAUAGCACGAAGGCCAUUGACAGCCGGGUGGCUCAUACUUCUUCACAGAAGCCGAUGGUCAUCGACGUAGUUCAUCCACCCUCAGUUGACCACUCACUUCUGGUUGCAAAGUGAGUGGUCAGUGACCCUAUAGCCGGCCACAUCAGUUUUGCUACAGCGUCUUACGAGCUCUUGUAGUAUUUAAUUAGGAACCAGGUGACCAGCCCAGAACCCCCACGCUCUAGGAUGCUGCCGCUGAUUGUCCACGAUUGCUUGCUCAUCUCGCCUGCGUACAACGAGACUUAUUCACAGUUGCCUUCACAAGGAAGGCGUUCCUCGAUCCGCAAACUGAGGACGCACCCCGUGACGUACAGCUCCGCCGAACCAACCAUUAGUCAGUUCACUUUCUGGACUGAGUCUACACUUCAGUUGUCUGUUCAGCCCUACUGUACGGCGAUGAAACCUGGUUCAUCAAAUGGACUUAUGUGAAGAGCCUUGCUUCAUUCCACCUCCGGUGCCUUCGCAGCUUAGCGCACAUCUGUUGGGAACACCUUGUGAGCAACGAGCAUGAUCGUCGCCUUGUUUACGGCACACGAAUAGCAGGUUAAGGGUUCGGCUCCUAGGGUUGGAUCACCUGUUGCGCAUGUCAACACACCGACUCCCGCGAAAUGUGUUCUUUGCGCACCAGGGUUGUGGAUGGAAGAAGAGGAAGGGAUGCCAACCAGUAACUUGCUCAAGAUAAAUGAUGUCCCUUGCUUCGAAGUCGGUAUCGAUUGGAGUCUCUCGGCUCCCUGGUUGGUGUCCUAAAGAUGAACACGUUUGGCUGGAUAGACUUUUUGACAUAGUUAGGAGCUGACCUCAGUGGCGUUCGUUUUGUGAGUUUCUUUAUCCCUAUCCUCCCGCUUAGCUUCUUCCUCCAACCACGAUCUCGUCGCUAAUGCAUAAUAUAAUGCACAUUAUGAUAACAUUAUUUCGAUUUGCUUUCCAUCUGAUUGAUUUUUAUUGCGACACAAUAGUUGGGGUGCCUCGCCCCUGAUGUGUUUAUUAAUAACGAUUGCCUCUUAAGUUCCCUUUUAUUUCAGAUUUACUCUAUUAAUAUAUCGAAUUGCCGCUGGUUAUAAGUACCCUUAUUCCUACGCCGGUUGUGGCAACCAGAUCUGAUUUGACUAACUGAAAAUCUGCAUGCGGCACACUCCAUUUUUGGGAUGACUUUUCUUCCGUCACAGACAGUUUGCUACCACCAUCAGCGAUGUACCACAUAGGGACACUGGUCAAUGCUCUGGCGUUCUCACGAGAUGGGCAUUACUUGGCUGCUGGUGGAUAUGGGCGUGUUCGGGUUUACGACACUCAUGGUGCUGCAACCCCAGCAGUGAUCGUGUCAGAGUUUAACAAAAAUGUAAAUACCCUGGGAUUCAAUGAUGAAGGAAAUUGGAUGUUUGCUGGGUCGGAAGAUCGCGUAGCGAAGAUUAUUGACUGGAGGGCUGGUGGCAGUCUGUGGAUCACUCGAGUUUUUCAGACCUCCUCGAGCAUCAAUACAAUGCUGUUGCAUCGGAAUCAGCAUGAAAUAAUCAUGGGUACAAACAAGGGAGAAGUGGUCAUCUGGGAUUUGCGCAACAAUGCGGCCAACACGAUUUGCCCUGACUCCGAUAACGGACCAAUACACAGUCUAUCGAUCAACCCUGACAUGACGUCGCUGGCCGCAGUCAAUUCAGGCGGAUACCUUAUUGUCUGGUCUCUUACCGGAGAUUCUGCUUGGAGACCGUUGGAAAGGCAUCGAUGUAAAGUUCACCCAACGUACGCGAUCAAAGUACAAUUUUCUCCAGACAGCACUCAACUGGCCACGGGCGGAGCCGACGGAAAUUUUAAUCUACUGAAGACCACCGAUUUCGGCAUCGCGGCGUCCCACAAAGUGACUGCUUCCGGAUUGUACUGGGUAUGGGAUUGCGCUUUCUCGGCUGAUUCCCGUUUCCUGAUCACGGCAACAUCAGACGGGAUCGCGCGCCUAUGGAAUCUGGAGACCGGAGAGGUGCCGAUCGAAUACAAAGGGCAUCAGCGCGCCAUAACAUGCAUGGCUUUUCGUGACCACUCCCUUGGCUGAUCCGUGGAAAUGACCAAGGCACCCCUAUCUAGUUUAAAUUUUUUACUUGAGAAUAACCUGGUUUCUCUCGCUUUAUUCAUUGUACAGAUCUUCGUGUUAUGGAUAAAACUACUUUGAU
Molecule: messenger RNA, 2710 nt
Organism: Dicrocoelium dendriticum
Lineage: Eukaryota; Metazoa; Platyhelminthes; Trematoda; Plagiorchiida; Dicrocoeliidae
Source: the annotation of a GenBank genome assembly